AUGGAGGAAGCAAAUGCUCCAUUGUUGGAACAAAUAUCUCCAACUUCGAUGGUCCAAUAUGAAGAUGAACAAGACCAAGUUCUUACACAGAGAUUUUGCAGAGAAUCAAAGAAGCUUUGGGACAUCGUAGCCCCUGCAAUCUUUAGCCGCCUCGCCUCCUUCUCCAUGUUCGUCAUCACGCAAGCCUUUGCUGGCCAUCUGGGCGACCAUGAAUUCGCGGCGGUCUCCAUUGCCAACAAUGUCAUUAUUAACCUCAACUUUGGUCUCUUUCUGGGCAUGGCAAGCGCAUUAGAAACGCUAUGCGGGCAAGCUUUUCGUGCCAAGAAAUUCUACAUGUUGGGUGUAUACAUGCAACGUUCGUGGAUUGUUCUGUUGAUUUGCUGUAUUAUAAUUUUGCCUAUCUAUCUCUUUGCCACUCCAAUUCUAAAGCUUUUGGGACAGGAUUCAGAAGUGGCAGAGCUAUCAGGGCUAGUAUCAAUGUGGUUAAUACCGGUUCAUUUCAGCUUUGCCAUUCAGUUUCCGUUGCAGAUUUUCUUGCAGAGCCAGCUUAAGAAUAUUGUGAUUGCUUGGGUGUCUCUGGUAGCAUUAGUAGUCCAUGUGAUAUUAAGCUGGUUGUUUGUGUACAAGCUUCAGGUUGGAGUAGUUGGUACUGCUAUUACUUUGGACAUCUCUUGGUGGAUAUUGGCGAUUGGGCAAUUGAGUUACGCAGUCUUUGGUGGGUGUCCAUUAACUUGGUCUGGUUUCUGCACUGAAGCAUUUUCAGGUCUCUGGGAGUUCAUCAAACUCUCUGCUGCUUCUGGGGUUAUGCUCUGCUUGGAAGUCUGGUACUAUGCAAUACUGGUAUUGAUGACUGGAAAUCUGGCCAAUGCAGAGGUUGCUGUGGAUGCUUUGUCCAUAUGCAUGACCAUAAAUGGAUGGGCAAUGAAUAUUCCUCUUGCAUUCUUUAAUGCAACCGGAAUAAGAGUGGCAAAUGAGCUUGGAGCAGGGAAUGGAAAAGGAGCCAAAUUUGCGACCACAGUAUCAGUGGUCACAUCCAUUGCAAUUGGUCUCUUAUUUUGCUUAUUGAUUAUGAUAUUCCACAAGGAAAUUGCUUUUAUAUUUUCUUCAAGUAAACCUGUACUGCAACAAGUAAACAAACUCUACAUCCUCUUAGCCUUCACUCUUCUCCUCAAUAGUGUUCAACCUAUUCUAUCUGGAGUGGCUGUGGGAUGUGGUUGGCAAUCAUAUGUUGCAUAUAUAAACUUAGGUUGUUAUUAUAUAAUCGGAGUUCCAGUUGGAUUUUUUAUGGGAUGGUUCUUCAACAAAGGAGUUAUGGGAAUUUGGGCUGGCAUGAUUGUUGGAACAGCGAUUCAAACCUUGAUUUUAGUCGUCAUUGCCAUUAAAUGUGACUGGGUAAAAGAGGCCGAGAAAGCAAGUAUGCAGUUGUUGAAGUGGGAAAACGCAAAAACAAAAACCUUAGAUGAAGCUGAUGAAUCAAUCCACGUUAAUCAUAUGUAUCCAAGCUGCUUAAUCAUGUGA
This is a messenger RNA of Ziziphus jujuba (common jujube), 1518 nucleotides long. Its product is annotated as protein DETOXIFICATION 27. Gene Ontology annotation, biological process: xenobiotic detoxification by transmembrane export across the plasma membrane. The transcript has 8 exons. Gene Ontology annotation, cellular component: membrane. The record is from RefSeq and is a predicted model, not a curated record. Lineage: Eukaryota; Viridiplantae; Streptophyta; Magnoliopsida; Rosales; Rhamnaceae. Bases 1 to 1518 code for a protein of 505 amino acids. Gene Ontology annotation, molecular function: antiporter activity; xenobiotic transmembrane transporter activity.